AUGCCUCCACGAAAAAAGGCGAAGGCGUCCAAACAGGCCAGCGCAAUCGCUGCAGGGACAGAAACUGUGGCCGCACCUUCUGACAUGAGUGAUGCCCCUGGCCUCAUCGCAAAGACCUUGGAAAUCGUCGAAGGCAUCUUUUCCCUGAGGCACUCCGAUUCAAAGAUGAUCCACACCAAGCCAGCAGGUGGUCUUGAGCCGAAAGAUGGAGUUUUCGCAUGGCCAAUCCUGCACGGUGGAACCUUCAAAGAGAUUGCGCAGCGUGCAUGGUUUGAACCGGACCGCUUGUUGGAGCUUUCAGCGAAGCUGGUGCGCAAGUGUGGGCUGACAGAUUCCGAUGACCAAACUGAGUUCUUGCAGGAGUUUUGCAAGGUUGAGGUGUGGCCACCGGAGAAGGGAUCCCAGUUCAACACUUCGAUAUUGAGCUGGUCAUUCGACGACGGCGCGUUCUGGCGUGGAAAGGCAGUGGCCAUGUCUGAGGUGGUCAACUACGCUCGCAGCAUAGCUUCGACCAGGUUCAGAGAGGCGCAUGGGGUGGGGGGUUCUGCCACUCUUUGCUUGCGAUUGCCCGGACCAUCUUUGAAGCCUGUGAACUUGGCCGUGGGGUCAUUGUAUUUCCAUGACGGCUCCCAGAAAGCACUCGCUGCUUUCAUUUGCUGGCUGGCUUUACUUCUUGCCAGCGACAGCCCAACGGUGGACGAAGGUGAUUUUUAUCACGCGCAGGUCAUCACAUUGGUGAGUUCUUUGUUGCAGAUUCGCACGGUCUUCAAAGCAAGUGUGGGGCAAGGUGACGAGAUUGAUUCGGCUAUUAGCCGUAUUGUGAAGCAGAAUGUCGACUCCAAGGUGCAGCCUGUGAGCAGCCUGACGUGGGCGUCGAUUCUUGCGACUUUAGGCGAAGGAACCAGCCUGGAAGCCGCCAUUGCGCGGUAUAAUCAGCACCCAGAGGUGCAGGCUUUCGAGGGAGGCGGUGUUGGAAGCAUAUCUCUUGAUGGCCGCAAGCGGCAGGCGGUUCGAAACUUCUAUGAGCGGACCUCGCCUGCAGCUAUGGAGAUUCUCCUCCGCACCACACACGAUAUAGCGUGGUCCUUGGGGCCAUUUGGAGAAUACUUCGGAUCGUACAAUUUUUGCUUCCUUCAAUCUACUUGCCCGAUGGAGUCAAGCCAGCCGAUGGAAGCAGACAUCAUGACUCCCUUGCCCAACGAACCAUGCGUUCCCGUGGAUUGGAGCUUGAUGAUGACAAGCGCUGCUCAGAAGAUGCUGUUUUUGCGAAUCCUGUCCCAUUGGGACAUGUCGACAGCAAGCUUUCCGGUCCAUCAGAAGAAACGAUAUAGGAUGGCAGUGGAGGAGCUGCAGAAGCUUCGCAACAUCAUUGUCUUAUACGAGCAAAUUCGACACCACUUGAGAUCGAGGUUGCCGCCUCAUGUGGCUGAUGAAUGGGACCGAGAUGUAACGUCGUCUUCUUGCCGAGAUUCUGACCUUGCUGCCUUGCUUCAAGUUCGGCCUGCAAGGUUUGCCAUUAGCGUGCUGCAGUCAGAGCAGCAGGCUGCCAAACAGGAGCUCAUCAACGCUGAGCACAAGAAGGUGGAGGAUAAGGCAGCACAGCAAGCAGAAGUAGACAAUGCACAAUUCGCUUUCUUCAAGGGGGCAUUGAGUCGCGACCAUGCCAAGAUCGAACAGGCUCAACUGGCCCCCCGGCUGGUUAAGCAGAAACUCCAUGCAAAGCAGGUGGCGCACAAUGCAAAGCAGGCGGCUGAGGGCGAGUCCGCUUGCAGAGGAUAUCAGGAUACCUAUCUCCGGGUCAUUGCGCUUGACAAGAUUGAGCACGCAGCAGCUGAGAUCUCGAAAAUGAAGCAGCACAUGGCCAAUGUGACAAAAGUGUCGCCGGAUUCCGUGCAUGUGGUGGGAUUUUGCGACUACAACGUUCCGGGUGCACGACAAUCCACGAAGGCAGAAUCCCUUGCGCAGGGAAUCAGCCUGUGCAAUGACAUGGGCGUCCAGCGGCAGAAUUGCAGCAUUAUCCUUCUUCCGGACAACGCGAAGGAUUCAUCCCUUCGGGGCCUGUGGGAUGAGGAAAAGCAAAUAAUGGAAACAUUGUUUGCUCAGAAGCAAUCCGUGGAUGUGCAAUUCGUGGACCUUUUCACCAGGGACGCACGGACCGAGAAUAGAAGCUCUAUGAGGCGGUGGGCUGCAGGUCGCGUGGUGAUCCAUUGUGACACCAAGAGCGACAACGUGUGGCUGGAUAGCGAGUUGGCCAUAUGCGGCCGCCCUGUUGGAAAGUGUGAGUCGGAGAAAGGAGCUCCAUGCUCCAUCCUCCCCCGUUCCAACAUGUUGCUCCUUCCCGAGGCAGCGUCUCCAGACAGCGACCUCAAGCUCGCAGAGCGGGUGCGACCGAGCCCAGAGCAGACGUCAGCGCAAAAGGGGACAGCCCGUUUGGAGCUGCUUCUGGACAGCCUUUUCAGGCACACGAAGGUGCAAGAGCCCUGUCUAAUUGUCAAUUUGACUGGCUAUGUAGAGGAACUUGCCACCAGUGUGCUCAACCUCCGCAUGAAAGGGCAAAUGAGUGGCGAUGGAGGAAACUUCAAUUGGACCAACCUCUUCUACUUGAGCGUGCACACGCUGGACAGCAAGAUGGGGUGCCAAUACGCACGAACACGCGUCUCACGCGAGUUGCUGGAUGCUUGGCUGUCCAGGCGAAUCAGCUUCAAUGGCAAAAAGUUCUCGGACGAACCUGUCACCUUGACAGAUGAGGACCUUUCCGAGUUGAAGCAGAUUCCCGGAGCUGAGUGCGUGAGAUCGGUUGAUUCGCUCGGCCUUGAAGUCCUCGUCAGAGAGGGCACCAAAUUGUCGAUUCAUCGUGAUCAGGCGCGCCUUUGGCAGUCGAAGGAGAAUUUCCAAGAAGAGUUCGAAGCUCUCCGCAAGACACAUGUGGAAACCCAUGAGAUGAUGCUCGCACCGAUUAUUCAGCAAAGCGCCUCCGGUGUCUCUUCGGAAGCCAUUGUUGCGCAUGAGGAUGAGACGGGUGAGGAUGAUCCCGAACCAAACGAGGAGGAGGAGACUGGCCGCCCUAGUGCCCCCGAGCCUGUCACGUUUGAAUCGCUUGACAAGCUCUUGGCGACCGAUCCUUUGGUGGCGAAGACGGCAUCCGAGAUCAGUGGUGUUGAGAUGAUCAAGACAACCUCGGGGAGAUUGUUCCUUUUGUCAGAGAAAACGAAAGCGAUUCCGCGCUAUGGCAUUCUUGGGGGCUUUGGAACCGGGAAGUACGUCCCGCAGGACGACGAGGGAGAAGGCUUGGCGGUUGAUUGGCCUGCCGGUGAUCGAACAUUGGUACAAGUGGAUCACAGCAGCAUUUCGGCGGAUGCAUCCCAUCAAGAAGUCAUGAGCCUAUACAAGUUCCUUACACAUCUGGAACGCGUCAAGCGCCUCACCGAAUACAAAAUUUCCUACACAGAUUGUGCCAGGUGUGGGGAAGGAGGUUCAUCUUCUGAUGGUUUCAACGUGUGCCUGAAGCAGCCGCACAAGUACAAGUUCUUGGGCAGUGCGGAGAAGGUUAGUUCAAAGUCGUUCUUCGGCCAGUCCAUGGCAGCUGUUGAGGCCAGUAACACCAUUGGAAAGGUGUUUCGCUUUCGGUUUGAGCGAGUCAAUUCGUGCAUCAAAAUCCAGAAGCCAUACUGUAUGGCUCUGAAGGGCAUGACUUUGAAAGCGAAGCAGCCCCUGCAGGUUGCCUGA
Durusdinium trenchii is the source of this 3726-nucleotide messenger RNA. The record is from the annotation of a GenBank genome assembly. NCBI's taxonomy places the organism in Eukaryota, Dinophyceae, Suessiales, Symbiodiniaceae.